Molecule: messenger RNA, 1709 nt
Organism: Danaus plexippus (monarch butterfly)
Lineage: Eukaryota; Metazoa; Arthropoda; Insecta; Lepidoptera; Nymphalidae
Product: mitochondrial fission process protein 1
Exons: 3
Coding region: 111-389 (92 amino acids)
Biological process (GO): mitochondrial fission
Cellular component (GO): mitochondrion
Source: RefSeq, a predicted model, not a curated record
AUGAGGUGGGUGAGUCUUUUCGUGCAGUGGUCCCCGUGCAAGUAGUAAGAGCCAGCUAUGCAGUAGCAUUCGGAUAUGUGCUCGCUGACACUGCAGAUAAAAGUUGGAAAAUGUUUAAAAAAGGUGGAGGUCCAAAGAAAAUAUUAGUGGAAACUGGUGAUGCUCUGCUCUGGCAGACCUUGGCAUCAGUUGCUAUACCGGGAUUAGUUAUAAACAGGAUAUGUGCAUUCACACAGAGGCAACUUCAAAGAAAUGCAAGUAAGAUACCCCUUACACCUCGCAAGAUAAUAACGGUGAGUGUGGGUCUCAUAUCUAUACCCUUCAUCAUACAUCCCAUUGAUGCUGGUGUUACUAUUUUCAUGAAUAACACCUAUAGAAAAUGGAUUUAGAUGUAUCACUAUCAGACAUUAUUGGCUUAAAAAUGAAUAAUAAUUUUGUUUUUUUCUAAUAAUAGAGACAUAGUUAUGAGAACUUUUUGGGUAGAAAUUUAGCUGGCUUCGGAAGGAUUGGAAAUGCCUGAUGCUUUAAAUUUUUAUUUGGGUAGAGAUGUACGUGUAUACUUGAUAUAACACUGCCAUAUUAUGUCAAAUCUAAAUAAAUAUGUUUAUUUUAUAAACAUAUAAAAUUAAUAAAUUAUCCAUAGAAAAGAACAUAUACAUGGUGUUAUGUAAAAUAUCUAAAAUUUUAAAUACAGCCAAAUACAAUGAAUAUGUUAUAUGUAUAAUGAACAGUUGAGAUAGUAUUUGGUAUGUUUAAUUAUAAAAUUAAUCAUCUCCAUAAGGACGAAGUUAUUCAUGCAGACCAAAAUGGCGACAGUUUAGAUUUAAACACAUAUUAUUUAAUGUCAUCAUAGAUAAAAGAAAAUUUAAUCUAUGAUGACAUUAACUUUGAGGGGCCAUAUAGGAAAGUAACUUAAUAUGCACUAUUUACAAAAUGGAUUAAAAAUUGUCAAUAUUUUUAUAUGUAUUUGUUUUAGGUCAAUUAAAACUAACUUAAGACAGUCACUAUAGUUGCUAUGUUUUAAUAUUUCAAUUAUGACAAAUCACUUUCCUUAUGUGGCCCAUACAUUACUACCAAGAAUUUUAUUGAUACCAAUAUAACCGAAACACCUUUUGGUAAAUAUUCUGUAGUUGCUCGAUAAUUAUUAAUGUUAAUUUUAUUAGAAUUAGAAUGUGGUUCAACACUUAUAGGAGUUUCAGACAAAAAGUAGUAUAGUUGCUUGAAUUAUCUUGAAACACCUAGAAUACGAGUAAUUUUUAUUCUUUUUGUACUAUUGUUUAUAAAGUACAUUACGGUAAGCAAUAUACAAUCAAGAAUAUUUGUAUAUAUAUAACGACAUACAUAUUUAAAGUAAAAAACGUUAUUGCAACCUCCAUUUUGAAGAAUAAAACUCUUAUGUUCCUAUUGAAUUUUUAAACGUAUUCAAAUGUCAAUUACGGGUGUAAAAAUUUAUGCCAAAGACAUCAUGAUAAUUUUUUUUUAAUCUAUAUUAAGAAAUAGACAAUAUUAUUUUGUUUAUUGUUAAUAUAUUAAUAUAUACAUAUAUUCGGGAUUCUUCUAUAAGACGGCGAACUUUAAAAUGUUUAUACAAUAUGGCUGCCACUUUAGUAUAUCUUAGCUAUACAAUUUUUGUUAAAUAUGUUAGAGUUUAUUAUUUAAAUUAUUCUUGUUGAUCUGUUAUUGUUGAUAAUAAAUUAUGUUAUUUAAAA